Paramecium tetraurelia is the source of this 1065-nucleotide messenger RNA. RefSeq lists its product as uncharacterized. Lineage: Eukaryota; Ciliophora; Oligohymenophorea; Peniculida; Parameciidae. The transcript is spliced from 6 exons. The record is from RefSeq and is a predicted model, not a curated record.
AUGAAUUAACCCUAAGAAACUAUUCAGGAGUAUAUGAAUAAGUAUGUUAAGCCAAUCUUUGAUAAAUUAAUUUCUUAGAUCCUAAAAAUUAGACCAGAUGACAUUAUAGGUUGGAGUAUUAAUUGGCUUCAGAAAUAAUAAUCACAAAUUAAUAAAUAAUUUUAGUCUUAUCAAAGAGAAGAAGAGGAGGGCAAAAAUAAUAAAUAAACCAUAAAAUCAGAUGUUGCAAUCCAAGGAGAAUUCAACAAAAAUGAACGGUUUAAACCAAAUUUCAUUGAAAAAACUAAAGAUUAAAUUGAGAAAAUUAAAAAAAAAAUUUUGAAUUCAUUUCUAUUUUAAGUCUUAGAUGAAUAAAACUUAGAAACUGUUAUUUGUGCAACGGAAGAGAAGAAGUUUUAAACUGGAGACAUAGUUAUACACCAAGGAGAUGAUGGAAAUGAAUUAUACGUAGUUGAUGAAGGUGAAUUAGAAUGCACAAAGAAAUUCCCUAAUUAACAUUAAGAAACAAAACUGAAAACCUAUUUGCCUGGCGAAUGCUUUGGUGAACUUGCUUUAUUGUAUAAUACUCCUCGUGCUGCUACUAUUAAAGCAAUUAAACCUGUGGUGGCUUUUACUUUAGAUAGAAAAACUUUCGAAUUAUUUGUGAAGGUUAAAGCCAUUAGAAAGAGAGAAGAAAUGGAAUAAAUAUUGAAUACAAUAGAAUUGUUAAAGUCUUUAGAUUCAUACGAGAAAUUACAGUUUUGUGAUAUCUUGGAGGAAAAAAAAUAUAGCAAAGGAGAAAAAGUUAUCAAUCAAGGAGAGUAAGGGGAUACAAUAUACUUAAUUGUUGAAGGAGAACUAGAAGCUUAUAAGGAUGAGUACUAAGACAAGGUUUAUUCAUAUUAAUCAGGUGAUUAUUUUGGGGAAUUAGCCUUAUUAUAGAAUAGUCCACGACAGGCCACUAUUAUAGCUAUAACUGAUUGUACUCUCUACUAUUGUGAUUUUAAAUCAUUUACUAAAUUGAUGGGUCCUUUGGAGUAGAUUCUUAGAAAAAAUGUUGGGAGGUAUGGGCAUUAAGUUUAAUGA